Molecule: messenger RNA, 1143 nt
Organism: Anarrhichthys ocellatus (wolf-eel)
Lineage: Eukaryota; Metazoa; Chordata; Actinopteri; Perciformes; Anarhichadidae
Product: NACHT, LRR and PYD domains-containing protein 3-like
Exons: 2
Source: RefSeq, a predicted model, not a curated record
UAGUAUUAUCAAACAAUAUCUUUUGUAUCUUGACAGAGAGGACAGAUGGAGACACCUAAAGAGCUCUUGGACACUUUGGAGGAGUUGGGGGAUGACCAGUUAAAAAAAUUCAAGUGGUUUUUGCAGAAGCAAGAGUACCUAGAAGGCUUCCCAGCAAUCCCAAGGAGUCGACUGGAGAAUGCAGACCGGAUGGACACAGUGGAUCAGAUGGUCGAGAAAUACAGCAGAGACACUAUGAAAGUGACCGAAAUAGUUUUAGUGAAGAUGCGUGAGAAUGUUCUAGAGAAGAGUUUAUCAAACACCAAAUCAGAACCCAAAGAUAUUACUGAGUGUCAGCGGAAACUCAAAUCCAACUUUCACAAGAAGUUCCAGAGUGUGUUUGAGGGAAUCGCUAAAGCAGGAAACCCAACCCUUCUGAAUGAUAUCUACACAGAGCUCUACAUCACAGAGGGAGGGACUGCAGAGGUCAAUGAUGAACAUGAGGUCAGACAGAUUGAAACAGCAUCCAGCAAACCAGACAGACCAGAAAAAACCAUCAGACAAGAAGACAUCUUUAAAGCCUCACCUGGAGGAGAGGAACCAAUCAGAACAGUGAUGACAAAGGGAGUGGCUGGCAUUGGGAAAACAGUCUUAACACAGAAGUUCACUCUGGACUGGGCUGAAGGCAAAGCCAACCAGGACAUACAGUUCAUCUUUCCAUUCACCUUCAGAGAGCUGAAUGUGCUGAAAGAGAAAAAGUACAGCUUGGUGGAACUUGUUCAUCACUUCUUCAGUGAAGCCAAAGAAGCAGGAAUCUGCAGCUUUGAAGAGUUCCUGGUUCUGUUCAUCUUUGACGGUCUGGAUGAGUUUCGACUUCCUCUGGACUUCAACAACACUGAGAUCCUGACUGAUGUUACAGAGUCCACCUCAGUGGAUGUGCUGCUGACAAACCUCAUCAGGGGGAAACUGCUUCCCUCUGCUCGCCUCUGGAUAACCACACGACCUGCAGCAGCCAAUCAGAUCCCUCCUGAGUGUGUUGACAUGGUGACAGAGGUAAGAGGGUUCACUGACCCACAGAAGGAAGAGUACUUCAGCAAGAGAUUCAGUGAUGAGGAGCAGGCCAGCAGGAUCAUCUCCCACAUCAAGACCUCACGAAGCAUCCAC